AUGGCCUUCAGCAGUACAGAGAUCCAAGGCUCUCUCUUCUGUUUAAUAUUGUUUAUAUACCUCAGUACUUUGGUGGAAAACAUCCUCAUCAUUGUGAUCACUAUGGUAGAUGCUGCCCUUCACUCCCCCAUGUAUUUUUUCCUCAAGAAGUUGUCCUUCCUGGAGACUGCCUACACCACAAUCCCCAAGAUGCUAGUGAACUUCCUCACAAAAAGGAAGGGCGUAUCCUUCCUGGGCUGUGCCACACAGAUGUAUGCCUUCACCCUCUUAGGGAUCACAGAAUGUUUUCUGCUGGCCGCCAUGGCCUACGAUCGCUAUGUGGCCAUAUGCUGUCCCCUGCACUACACAACCAUGAUGAGCUGGAACAUGUGUCUCCUGCUUUCAGCUGUAUCUUGGCUUAUUGGGGUCUUGGUGGCCUUAGGGCAGACAACUUUCAUCUUUACCCUUCCAUAUUGUGGGCCCAACAGGAUCAAUCACUACUUCUGUGACCUGCCACCUCUGCUGAAGUUGGCUUGUGUGGACACCUACAAGAAUGAAAUCACCACCUACAUAAUAGCUGUCCUCUUCAUCAUGUCCCCUUUCCUACUCACAGUUGUGUCAUAUGUCCAGAUACUCCACACCAUCUUCAACAUGCCAUCAGCUAAGGGCAAGAGAAAAACGUUCUCCACCUGCUCAUCUCAUUUGGUCGUGGUCACUCUGUUUUACAGAUCUGGCAUUGUGACCUACUUGAGACCCAAAGCUUUUUAUUCAAGCGGCAGUAACAAACUGCUUUCUCUCUUUUACAGGCUGAUGUCUCCAAUGAUGAACCCCUUGAUUUACAGCUGGAGGAACAAAGAUGUGAAACAAGCCUUGAAAAGACUGAUAGCCAAAAAGAUAAAUAUGUGA
Grus americana (Whooping crane) is the source of this 885-nucleotide messenger RNA. Its product is annotated as olfactory receptor 10A4-like. Lineage: Eukaryota; Metazoa; Chordata; Aves; Gruiformes; Gruidae. The record is from RefSeq and is a predicted model, not a curated record. Gene Ontology annotation, cellular component: membrane. Gene Ontology annotation, biological process: G protein-coupled receptor signaling pathway. Gene Ontology annotation, molecular function: olfactory receptor activity; G protein-coupled receptor activity.